This is a messenger RNA of Lolium rigidum, 636 nucleotides long. RefSeq names its product DNA-directed RNA polymerases II, IV and V subunit 9B-like. The coding region runs from base 18 to 362 and encodes 114 amino acids. Gene Ontology annotation, biological process: DNA-templated transcription; transcription initiation at RNA polymerase II promoter; maintenance of transcriptional fidelity during transcription elongation by RNA polymerase II. Lineage: Eukaryota; Viridiplantae; Streptophyta; Magnoliopsida; Poales; Poaceae. The record is from RefSeq and is a predicted model, not a curated record. Gene Ontology annotation, cellular component: RNA polymerase II, core complex. Gene Ontology annotation, molecular function: nucleic acid binding; zinc ion binding; DNA-directed RNA polymerase activity. The transcript is spliced from 4 exons.
CGCCGCCGGCCGCCGCCAUGAGCACCAUGAAGUUCUGCCGCGAGUGCAAUAACAUCCUGUACCCCAAGGACGACAAGGACCGGCGCGUGCUCCUCUUCGCCUGCCGCAACUGCGAGCACCAGGAGAUCGCCGACAACAACUGCGUCUACCGCAACGAGGUACAGCACGCCGCCGCGGAGCGUACACAGGUCCUGCAAGAUGUGGCUUCUGACCCCACUCUGCAACGGACCAGGGAAGUCCGCUGCGCUGCCUGCGGUCACGGCGAGGCUGUUUUCUUCCAGGCUACAGCAAGGGGGGAGGAGGGGAUGACUAUUUUCUAUGUGUGCUGCAAUCCCUCCUGCGGUAACCGGUGGAGGGAGUGAAUGGUCCGCAGAGGCCACCGACCCAUGCCCUUAAGGCCCUAACCGAUCAUGCUCUGGAAUUUAGCUUCUGAUAGCCGUGUUUGUUAGAUCACAGGACCUGAACUUGUCACAUAUUAACACAUGCUCUGGAAUUUGGUUCCAGUUCCUGCUCAAACCUUGUGUGUGUGUGUGUAGAAAUCUUAUUUGCCCUGGUUACAUUUGUUGGAUUGCUUCGAGUCUAUCCACUGUAAAUUCCUCUACGUGUUUGAUGUUUACUACAAACAGGGUUGUGAGC